Molecule: messenger RNA, 4196 nt
Organism: Salvia splendens (bonfire salvia)
Lineage: Eukaryota; Viridiplantae; Streptophyta; Magnoliopsida; Lamiales; Lamiaceae
Product: ABC transporter B family member 19
Exons: 10
Coding region: 135-3839 (1234 amino acids)
Biological process (GO): oligopeptide export from mitochondrion
Cellular component (GO): mitochondrial inner membrane
Molecular function (GO): ATP binding; ABC-type oligopeptide transporter activity; ATP hydrolysis activity
Source: RefSeq, a predicted model, not a curated record
CAGAAAAUAUUCUUUGCAAUCUAGUAAUUAUAAAACAUUUAUAAGUCAGAUAGGUGAAAUGAAUCAGACAAACGAGAGAAAUUUGCAUGCAAACUUGUAAAGCUCAGUGACUCUCAAACAAACUUCAAAAAACUAUGCAUAGUGCGGAGAUUAUAGACGAAGCAGGCAGGUCGGAAAAGGAUGAUAAGCCACUAACCUUGCCAUUUUACAAGCUUUUGAGCCAAGCAGAUAAGGUGGACUGGAUUUUGAUGGCUCUGGGCACCUUGGGAUCCAUUGUCCACGGCCUCGCGCAGCCUGUAGGGUAUUUCCUGCUGGGAAAAGCCCUUGAUGCCUUUGGUAAAAACAUCAACAAUACCGAUGAAAUGGUUAAGGCACUUUUUAAGGUCGUUCCAUAUGUGUGGUACAUGGCUUUUGCGACAUUUCCAGCUGGAAUUCUAGAGAUAGGAUGCUGGAUGUAUGCAAGUGAAAGACAAGUACGUCGCCUAAGAUUAUCUUUCCUAAAAGCUGUCCUUAGCCAAGAGAUUGGAGCAUUUGAUACUGACUUAACAAGCGGAAAGAUAAUCACUGGUAUCAGUAGCCAUAUGUUCGUCAUUCAAGAUGCCAUCGGAGAAAAGUUGGGGCAUUUCAUAUCAUGCUUCGCUACAUUCUUUUCUGGCGUCUUGAUUGCAUUCAUAGCCUGCUGGGAAGUGUCACUUCUAGCAAUAUUUGUUGUCCCCAUGAUUCUCGUAAUCGGGGCUACUUAUACGAAGAAGAUGAACGCCGUUUCAGCAACAAGAAUGGCAUAUCUAUCGGAGGCCACUGCAAUGGUGGAACAGACAAUUUCCCACAUCAAGACUGUGUUUGCAUUUGUUGGAGAGAAUUCGGCAAUUAGAUCUUUCUCAGAAAGCUUACAGAAGCAGCUGAGAAUAAGCAGAACCGAAGCAUUUGUGAAGGGAUUUGGGACAGGAAUGUUCCAAGUUGUGACAUUCUGUUCUUGGGCACUUAUUGUGUGGGUUGGAGCUGUUGUUGUGACAGCCGGGAGAGCACUUGGAGGAGAUGUUAUUGCUGCUGUCAUGAGCAUUCUUUUUGGUGCUAUAUCCCUCACAUAUGCUGCACCAGACAUGCAACUCUUCAAUCAAGCAAAAGCAGCAGGGCAGGAAGUUUUUCAAGUGAUUGAAAGAAAGCCAAUGAUAUACACAAACCACGAGGGAAAAGAACUGGAUGCCAUCAAAGGGAGCAUAUGUAUAAACGACGUGCACUUUGCAUAUCCAUCCAGGACGAAUACUCCAAUUCUUCGAGGAUUUUCAUUAUCGAUCCCAGCAGGAAAGGUGGUUGCAUUUGUUGGAAGUAGCGGAUGUGGCAAGAGCACCAUCAUGUCACUGAUAACAAGAUUCUAUGACCCAAUAGAAGGUUCUAUUCUCAUUGACAACUACAACAUCAAGGAUCUCGAUCUGAAGUUCCUCAGGAGAAAUAUCGGAGUAGUUUCUCAGGAGCCAUCACUUUUUUCUGGUAACAUCAAGGAGAACAUUCAGGCAGGAAACUGGGAAGCAGAUGAGAGUCAACUCCAGAAAGCAGCUCAAAUGGCAAAUGCACACUCUUUUAUAUGUGAUUUUCCAAAUCAAUACUUAACUGAGGUCGGACAAAGGGGUGUCCAGUUAUCAGGUGGACAGAAACAGAGAAUAGCAAUAGCAAGGGCAAUCCUAAAGAAUCCCCCAAUUCUUUUACUGGAUGAAGCCACCAGCGCCCUUGAUACAGAAUCAGAAAAGCUAGUUCAAGCAGCUCUUGAGACAGCAAUGCAAGGAAGGACAGUCAUCUUGAUAGCACACAGAUUAUCCACCAUUGUUAAUGCAGAUAUGAUUGCUGUUGUAGAAAAUGGAGUAGUUACAGAGACAGGACCACAUCACCACUUGCUGACUAGCAACAAUUUUUACCGUAGCUUGUUUGAAAUGCAGAAUCUCAGCCAAGAUAGUGACGCAAGAGUAGAGGACCCAUUGGAAGAUUUAGCAAGUAUAUACACGGAUGCUUCAUCACACUUCCCGGAUGAAUCUAGGGAAGCCAACAGAACUCCACAACUUUCUCCCAAUAAAGAGGAUCUGAAAGAAAGGAAGGAAAAGGCAGUAUUCUACAGAAUCUGGUUUGGCUUAAGGAAGAGAGAGAUUGUAAAGAUUUUCAUUGGCUCUUGUGGAGCUGCUCUUGCAGGAAUCUCUAAACCAGUCUUUGGGUACUUCAUCAUAACAAUAGGAGUUGCAUACUAUAAAGAUAAUGCAGAAAGCAGAGUAGGGAAGUACUCGAUCCUUUUUGCGUGUAUAGGAUUUUUGUCAUGCUUUGCCCAUACUUUGCAGCAUUUUUUCUAUGGCUUGGUUGGGGAGCAGGCCAUGACGAACCUCAGACAAGCGUUAUAUUCAGCUAUACUACGAAAUGAACUGGCCUGGUUUGAGAAGCCUCAAAACAGUGUAGGAUCAGUUACAUCACAGGUUAUCAACGAAACAGCAACAGUCAAAACAAUCAUAUCUGACCGUAUGUCCGUUAUUGUUCAAUGCAUCUCCUCCAUACUGAUUGCAACGAUAGUCAGCAUCAGAGUCAACUGGAGAAUGGGCCUAGUUGCUUGGGCUGUGAUGCCCUGCCACUUUAUCGGUGGACUGAUUCAAGCCAAGUCUGCAAAAGGAUUCUCGAGCGGCAGCAAUGCUGCUUAUUCAGAACUGGUUUCCCUUGCUUCUGAAUCAACAUCCAACAUAAAAACUGUUGCAUCUUUUUGCCUGGAAGAUCAUGUGCUUGAAAAGGCCAAGGUUUCUUUAAAGAAGCCACUGGCAAAAUGCAGGACACAAAGCAUCAAAUAUGGGAUCAUUCAAGGUGUAUCACUUUGCUUGUGGAAUAUAGCCCAUGCCGUUGCAUUAUGGUAUACAACUAUCCUCGUUAAGAGAGGACAAUCUUCCUUCGAGAAUGGAAUAAGAUCGUACCAGAUAUUCUCACUCACAGUUCCAUCAAUCACAGAAUUGUGGACAUUGAUACCUACUGUUUUCUCUGCUAUCAGUAUUCUGACCCCUGCAUUCCAUACCCUUGACCGACAGACUGAGAUUGAGCCAGAUGAGCCUAAGCAACAACCUCGUAAAAGCAUUAAGGGGGAUAUUGAAUUUUCAAAUGUGAGUUUCACUUACCCCUCCAGACCAGAUAUGAUUAUACUCGACAACUUCAACUUGACAAUUGAAGCUGGAUCAAAAGUUGCUCUGGUUGGACCAAGUGGAGCAGGCAAAUCUUCUAUUCUAGCACUUCUGCUCAGAUUUUACGAUGUGAACGAAGGAGCGGUACUAAUUGACUGGAAAAAUGUGAAGAGUUACAACCUGAAAGUUCUGAGAGCACAGAUUGGCUUGGUGCAGCAGGAGCCACUUCUAUUCAGCUUCUCAAUCAGAGAAAACAUAUGCUAUGGAAAUGAAGGUGCUUCGGAAGCUGAAGUGAUACAGGCAGCUAUGGAGGCCAACAUCCAUGAAGUGAUAAGCAAUCUACCAAGGGGAUACGGCACGUCAGUUGGGGAAAAGGGAUGCCAACUUUCGGGUGGACAAAAGCAGCGGAUAGCAAUUGCAAGGGUUCUGCUGAAAAAACCAGUGAUAAUGCUUCUCGAUGAAGCCACAAGUGCGCUUGAUGCCGAGUCUGAAAGGGCUGUCAUCAAUGCUCUGGAGUCACUGAAACAGAGUACAACAAAUAUUACAGUUGCACACAGGCUUUCAACUGUAAUCAACUCAGACACCAUAUUUGUUAUGGACAAGGGGAAAGUUGUAGAAAUGGGCACCCAUGCAAACCUUGUUACAGCAAGUGAGGGAGUCUACUCGAAACUUUAUAGGCACCAGAGUUUUGCAGGAAAUUGAAGAGUCUACAUUUGUAUUGAGUAUACGGAAUUCAGAAUGGAUCAUUACUCGAGAAUUGUUCUAAAGACUGUCAAAUAAUUUUGUCCACGUUGCAAGAUAUCUUCAACCUGCACAUAAAGUGAAUGUAACUACUUAUAGUAGAUACUUGUACUUCUUAAAAUGAUGUCUUCUCUAACUUAAGUUUUUUAGACUUAGCCUUCUUUUAACAGCCAUGCCAAACAAGAUACUCUGUGUUAGAAUCUCACUUUCCCAUCCAUUUGAGAAUUAUUCCAUGUGCAGGGCAUGUUGUGCAUUUGAGGUGUAGUGAAGAUAUUAAAAUAAUCAAGAAAGGCUUAUGAAUAAGUGUAUUACUUUGCA